This is a messenger RNA of Penicillium paradoxum, 1635 nucleotides long. RefSeq names its product putative alpha-galactosidase (gene aglA). The transcript has a single exon. Gene Ontology annotation, biological process: carbohydrate metabolic process. Gene Ontology annotation, molecular function: hydrolase activity, hydrolyzing O-glycosyl compounds. Lineage: Eukaryota; Fungi; Ascomycota; Eurotiomycetes; Eurotiales; Aspergillaceae. The coding region runs from base 1 to 1635 and encodes 544 amino acids. The record is from RefSeq and is a predicted model, not a curated record.
AUGAAAACCUCCUCGCCCGCGAAUUGGGCAGUUGCCAGCAUGGCUGGCCUCUUCAUGAGUCCACUAUUAGUGCAGGCCAGCACCUCAAACACGAAAUUGCUGCCAGCGCCCCCCAUGGGCUUCAACAACUGGGCCCGAUUCAUGUGCGAUCUGAAUGAGACGCUGUUCACCGAUACUGCAGACUCUAUGCGAUCCCGCGGCCUCUUGGCCGCAGGUUACAAUCGCCUUACACUGGAUGAUUGUUGGAUGCGCAUGGAGCGCUCUGCCAACGGCUCCCUGGAGUGGGACACUGACAAGUUCCCCAACGGCAUCCCUUGGCUUAGGGAAGAAGUGAAAAGCAAAGGCUUCCUCCUCGGCAUCUAUGAAGACUCCGGAGAUCUGACCUGCGGUGGCUACCCAGGCUCCUAUCAGUACGAGAAACAGGAUGCCGAACUCUUCGCUAGCUGGGGCAUUGACUACCUCAAGAUGGACGGAUGCAACGUUGAGCCCGAGGAGGGCCGCUCACUCCGCGAGGAGUACGAUGUUCGCUACAGCAAAUGGCACGAUAUUCUGAGUGCUCUUCCAGAGCCACUGAUCUUCUCGAAUUCCGCGCCUGCAUACUUCCAGGACAACGCCUCAGACUGGGCGGUCGUCAUGGACUCGUGUCCGGAGUAUGGCGAGCUGGCGCGGCACUCAGCCGAUGUGCAGGUCUUUGAAACCAAGAGCAGUCCUUGGAAUAGUAUCAUGUUUAACUAUGACUACCACACGCUUCUGGUGCGCUACCAGCAGCCGGGCUAUUAUAACGACCCGGACUUCCUGAUCACCGACAAUCCAUAUCUUAGCAAAGAUGAGAAAGCGUCCCAAUUCGCACUCUGGGCUUCCCUCGGUGCACCAUUGAUCAUCAGCGCGCACAUCCCCGACCUCACGGACGACGAGAUCAAACUUCUCAGCAAUGAGGCCCUUAUCGCCGUGGACCAGGACCCAUUGGCGCAGCAGGCUGCCCUCGUGAGCCGAGACGGUACCUUCGAUGUUUUGUCCCGCUCCCUGGAGAGCGGGGAUAGACUCCUUGCCGUGGUGAACCGUGGUGACAAUGCGGGCAAGACGAGCGUUCCCCUGGCCCGUCUCGGUCUGUCUGACUCUAAGUGCGAGUAUAAGGCGCGCGAACUGCUGACUGGCAAGGAGACAACCGUUGACUCUGCUUUCGACAUUCAGCUGAAUUCUCACGCCACUGCUGUCUACCGUGUUGAGCUCCCUGAGGAUUGCGACAAGACCAUCCCCACUGGAAUGGUUUUCCAUACUCCAUCUGGUCUCUGCAUGACGGCUAGUGGUCAAUCUGUCAGCUAUGAGAAAUGCAGUGCCUCGGAUUCUCAGGUCUGGCAAGUAGCAGGCAAGGACAGUAAGGUGACGUUGAGCCCCCUGUCAGAUACAUCCCUUUGCCUUGCUGGAAAGGAUGGCCAGCCUUCGCUUGCUACGUGUGAAGACGGUGCCGGUACCACCUGGGAGCAUUAUCUCACCGGUCAUCUGCGCAACGAGGAUGCUGGAGGCUGUUUGACUAAGGGCUCGGGCAAGGGGAUCGAAGCAUGUGUGGUGGACAAUGCUGCGCAGAUAUUCGGAUUGGCAAGUGGAGUCCGUCUGGCUGAUAAAGGCUUGCGCUAG